UUAGACGUGGUAGACUCUGGAUCCAAAGGCUCGCCGACUCGAGGCCCGGAUCAUGCCUCGGAACUCGACUGGCCCAGCGGGUGGGUCAGCGGGUGGUUCAUCACGAAGAGGAGGGGCGGGAACAUCGAGGAACUCCGGUCCCGUCUCCAGAUCCCGCUCUUGGCCAUGCUGCUGCUGCGCCUGCUGCUGGUGUUGCUGCUGCUGCCGGUUGGGCCGGACAUGUUUCACAAUGAUGGGAUACACAAUCUCGCGGACGUAUCGACGACGAAGCGGAUGCUCUUUCCAGAUGCUGUCCCAUAUCAAGAGGUGGCCAUCAUGUUGGCGUAUUUCGGGGUCUUGAUCGGCGGAUGUUAUGUAAGAUGCUUGUACAGGCAGGCUUCUGUGACCCUUCUGUGCCGUUGUUGGGUGACUGUAGGGUAUUGUUGGUAUCGUCCUGCUGUUUGCUUGCUUCUUCGAGAUUUGUUUCAGGCUCUGCACUUUGACAUCGUUCAUGUUGUCGAGUUGUGAUUAGCCAGGGCGGAAGCGGUGGAAGAUGGACUGGAUGUCGAUGAAGUUGAAUAUGUGCUUGAAGGUGACUCUGGAGAGUGAAGAAGAAACUGUACUAGCCAAAGGACUGAGUAGGUCAAAGAUAAAAGCGAAGGGCUUGUGUGCAGAAGGGAUCCAGGAAAGACUUGAAG
This is a messenger RNA of Neurospora tetraspora, 677 nucleotides long. RefSeq lists its product as uncharacterized. The transcript has a single exon. Lineage: Eukaryota; Fungi; Ascomycota; Sordariomycetes; Sordariales; Sordariaceae. The record is from RefSeq and is a predicted model, not a curated record. The annotation marks the transcript as partial.